AUGGCUGUAAGAUUAGCUUUAGGAGAAACAAAAUUAGUGGCAGAUACCCGUAGUUUCUUGAUGUCUCAUGCUGUAAAUCUAGAAUCAUUAACAAAACCUUGUAAAGAGAGAAGUAAAACAGUCAUUAUUGUUAAAAAUUUACCUUUUGGAACCAAGAAAAACGAACUCUGCGAACUUUUUUCGGAGUAUGGAUCAAUUGAGCGUGUAAUUAUUCCGCCCUCCGGUAUCACAGCACUCGUUGAAUAUACCAAAGAUAUCGAAGCUAGAAAUGGAUUUCGAAAGUUGGCUUACAGCAAGUUUGUAAAAUGUAUAAAUCACUGUAUCUACUUAUUUGUGGACGAAGAUGGGAAGGUAGAUGCCAAGACUCAAAAUUUACAGCGCACAAUUUUUAUCAGAAAUCUAAAUUUUCAAACUGAUGAAUGCCGGCUACGUAAGGUAUAUCAUUUGUAUUUUAGACUUGGUUCUGGAUUACUUGCACAAUUAACCAAUAAAUUCUUUCAGGAAUUUCGAAAAUUUAGUGAACCCAAUAUAGAAACCGAGAAGAUGCCGAACGGACAAUCAAGGAUUUACAGCCAAACUUCAACUAUCAAGAAAAAUAUGUCUGUUAGUAACAAACCAAAUACAACUAAGAUCCUUGUGAAAAACUUGCCAUUUGAGGCUACGAAAUCAGAAGUGAAGCAAAUUUUUAGUGUGUUCGGUGAGAUAAAGUGUAUAAGAAUCCCUAGAAAAUAUGGCCAGCGAAAACAGCAUCGAGGCUUCACGUUUAUAGAAUUCAUUACGAAAGCUGAUGCAAAGAGAGCCUUUACAGCUUUACAAGAUAGCACACAUUUAUACGGUCGCCGUUUGAUCUUACAAUGGGCCGAAGAAGACCAGGAUAUCACGGCUAUUCGACAAAAAACUGCUACAAAAUUUUUUACUGGCCGAGCAUCCAAGAAGGUUAAGCUAGAUUAUGGAGAAUAA
Messenger RNA from Trichoplax adhaerens, 960 nucleotides. RefSeq lists its product as uncharacterized. The transcript has 8 exons. Gene Ontology annotation, molecular function: RNA binding. The record is from RefSeq and is a predicted model, not a curated record. NCBI's taxonomy places the organism in Eukaryota, Metazoa, Placozoa, Uniplacotomia, Trichoplacea, Trichoplacidae. The coding region runs from base 1 to 960 and encodes 319 amino acids.